GGUGAGCUCAAGGAUUACCCACCAGCCUCGGAGCAUGAAGGCAAGGAGCAUCUCAAGUAUCGAAGUGUCACUCGCUCCCUGAAUCUCCUCUAUUCGGACUACAAAAGCUUCCUGAGGAUCCACAGGGUGAAAAGGAAGCUGCCUUGCGGCCAGCCCCAGAGGCUCUUGGUGGAUUACUUCUUUGAUGAGAAUGUCGAGGGGAUCAAGCAGCAGAGUCUGGACGUGGUCUUACUUGUCCUGGCCAAGGGGACCAUUGCCACUGUCUUCAGGAGAGAGCUGCCUCAAGAGGCUGGGCUGAGAGGCUCCUUCUCCCUGGAGCUGCCCAUCGGCCCCGAGCUGGCACCCACGGCCAAAGUGCUGGGCUACACGGUGCUGCCCAACGGUGAGAUGGUGGCUGACAGCACCGAGCUCAAGGUGGCCAAGUGCUUUCCCAACAAGGUGACUCUGUCCUUGGAGCAGAGGGCUCUGGUGGGCUCACAACUCCGCCUGAAGGUGCAAGCUUCCCCAGGGUCGCUCUGCACCAUCUACACUGUGGAUCAACACACGCAGUCCUCUGGUUCCCCGGUCAAGCUCAGCCCCAGCACACACAGUCAAGUCGUGGCCCUGUUUGCAGGAGCAGGCCUGGAGGAGGAUGACAGUGUCAUGCAGGACACAGGGACAAAUAUGUAUUUCUUGGGGACGUGGCUGUGGGAGCUGGUCCCUGUGGGGGAUGGGGGGUCUGCAGACGUGACAGUGAUGGUGCCCAAUACCACCAUGGAGUGGGAAAUUGGGAUGUUCUGCACGGCACCGCAGGGCUUUGGGCUGGCCCCUUCCACCACCCUCACGGCCUUCAAGCCCUUCUUCGUGGAGCUGGCGCUGCCCUACGCUGUGGUCCGCCAUGAAGCCUUCACCCUCAUGGCCACCGUCUCCAACCACUUGCAGCAGUGCCUGUGGGUUCAGGUUAUGCUGGUGGAGCUGGCAGAGCUGGAGGUGUCAGGGGGCGAGGAUGGGGCGCACAGAGACUGUGUCUGCGCGAAUGAAGAAAGGACAUUUCAGUGGGGUGUGCGAGCCAGCAGCCUGGGGGAGGUGAAUGUCACAGUCAUCGCCAAGGCCCUGCACUCGGAGAAGCUCUGUGGCACCGAGAUGCCCGUGGUGCUUGCCCAUGGACACAUGGACACCGACACGGAACUCCUGACAGUGCAGAGAGCAGAUGGGACCCAUAACAUCACCCUGCUAGAGAGGAAAGUCCAGGAGCCUCACCUGUACCUGAACAUCACCUUCCCCGCUCCAGCUCCCUCCAAGGGGAAGGAGGAAAUCGUAGACCUGCAUGUCUCAAUCCAAGGAGAGUCCCUGGAUGUCUCCAAGAAGAAGGUGAUGCUGAAAGCCCUGAAACCUGGGAUCUUUGUACAGACAGACAAGGCUGUCUACAAGCCUGGCCAGCAAGUGAAGUUUCGAAUUGUCUCUUUGGAUAAAGACUUCACUCCCAGCAAUAAGAAGCUGCCCCUCGUGUUCCUGAAGGAUCCCCAUGGGAACCGCGUGGCGCAGUGGCGGGAUAUGAGCCCUCGUCAGGCCAUCGUGGACCUGUCCCUCCCGCUGGCUGCAGAGCCAGCCCUGGGCACGUACACCAUCGAGGUGGGGGGGAAGAGACACUCCUUCAGUGUGGAGGAAUAUGUGCUGCCCAAGUUUGAGAUGACCAUUGAUCUCCCCGCUGUGGUGCUGGAGAAGGACCAGAAGUUCCAGAUGAAAAUUUGUGGACGGUACACCUACGGGAAGCCCGUCCAGGGGAAGGUCCAGGCCAGCUUGUGCCAGCCCCUCAGGCACAGCAGGUUCGUGUACAUACUUUCCAGUCACCCCCAGAAAGAGAUGAACUGCAUCGAGGUUAGCGGGCAGACCGAGAAGAACGGCUGCUUUUCGACAGAGGUUUUGUUGUCUGCCUUCAGCCUGACCAGCUCCAGGUACCAGAAGCAACUCCAAGUCCAGGCAUCGCUGGUGGAGGAUGGGACAGGGCUGGAGCUGAAAAACACCAAGAGCUGCAAGUUUUUACCCGAAAUCCUCACCGUCACCUUUGAAAAUACUGAUGAUUUCUACAAGCCUGGCAUUCACUACACUGGGACGAUGUUGCUGAAGGGAGCCGAUGGCUCCGUGCUGCCACAGAAGCAGCUCCUGCUCGUCGUUAGCUGGGGAGGAAAAGACACGCGGCAGACCUUCCUGACAGACAGAGCAGGGAGAGCCUCCUUCGAGCUGGAGACCUCUGGUUGGAGUGGCACGGUCUCUCUGCGUGGUGAUGUCAACAAGACAGCUCACACCCAGAACGACGGCUCAACAUCUGUCUACCAAGAUGCCUACAUGUACCUCAGGCCCUUCUUUUCAGCAAGCAGGAGCUUCCUGCGGAUCCGCCAGCUGGAGAGCGAGCUGCCCUGUGGCCAGCCUCAGAAGCUCUGGGUGGACUACAUCUUCAGCAAGGAGGCCUUGGGGGCUGAAUUGGAAAGCCUGGACGUGGUCUUCCUGGUCCUGGCCAAGGGGACCAUUGCCACUGUCUUCAGGAGAGAGCUGCCUCAAGAGGCUGGGCUGAGAGGCUCCUUCUCCCUGGAGCUGCCCAUCGGCCCCGAGCUGGCACCCACGGCCAAGGUGCUGGGCUACACGGUGCUGCCCAACGGUGAGAUGGUGGCUGACAGCACCGAGCUCAAGGUGGCCAAGUGCUUUCCCAACAAGGUGAAGAUGGCUUUUUCGAAGGGCAGGGCUCUGCCCGGCUCAGCGUUGCAGCUGGAGCUGAAGGCUGCUCCAGGAUCCCUGUGUGCCAUCCGUGCUGUGGACCGCAGCGUGCUGCUCUUGAAGCCCGAGGCUGAGCUCAACACAGAGGCGGUCUACAAAGUACUCCCUGAAUUUGACUACCCCAGAAGCAUUCAGGACCAACCACCCUGUUCAGAAUUUUCUUGGGACUAUCCCCCUGACUUCGGCAUUCCAACCAUCCCACUUAAUGCAGCACUGAAACUUUUCACCAACGCCAAGACCAGUGAUGUUUGCAAAGGGGUGAUUGGCUUUCCUGGGAUGGCGGGUCCCCAAGGUCCAAGAGGUGGCUUUGAUUCUUUUGUCACCUAUGCGUGGAAACAAACUGAUGUCCAAAAAGUAGGUAGUGGUGUCCAAGAAAUCGCUGAACAUGAAGAGCCAUCGGAAACCCGGACAUAUUUCCCAGAGACGUGGCUGUGGGACCUGGUCCCUGUGGGGGAUGGGGGCUCUGAGGAGGUGACAGUGACAGUGCCCGAUACCAUCACCCAGUGGGAAGCUGGGAUGUUCUGCACGGCACCGCAGGGCUUGGGGCUGGCCCCUUCCACCACCCUCACGGCCUUCAAGCCCUUCUUCGUGGAGCUGGCGCUGCCCUACGCUGUGGUCCGCCAUGAAGCCUUCACCCUCGUGGCCACCGUCUUCAACUAUCUGCGACAGUGCCUGCGGGUUCGGGUGACGCUGGCAGAGUCUGCAGAGCUGGAGGUGUCGGCGAGUGCAGAUGAGGUGUAUGGUGGUUGCAUCUGCGCAGAUGAAGCGAGGACCUUCCGGUGGGGCAUGCGAGCCACCAGCCUGGGGGAGGUGAACAUCACCAUCAGCACCCAGGCCCUCAGCUCCAUGGAGCUCUGUGGCAAUGAGAUGCCUGUGGUGCCAGCCCAAGGGCGCGUGGACACCGUGAUAAAGCCCUUGUUGGUGCAGCCUGGCGGGAUCCUGGUGGAGAAGGCACACAACUCCCUGCUCUGCCAGGAAGGUAGGACCAGCUUGGAGUCUGCUGAAGAAAUCUCCCUGGAGGUUCCUGCAAACAUCCUGGAGGGCUCCCAGCGGGCCCACGUCACCAUAAUGGGUGACAUUAUGGGCAACGGUGUGCAGAACCUGUACCGCCUCCUGGCCAUGCCCUAUGGCUGUGGGGAGCAGAACAUGGUCCGCUUCGCCCCCAACAUCUACAUCCAGCAGUACCUGGAGAAAAGCGGGCAGCUGCACCCCGACAUCCGUGCCAAGGCGCAGGGCUUCCUGCAGAGCGGAUACCAGCGAGAGCUGCUCUACAAACACAGCGACGGCUCGUACAGUGCCUUUGGGAAGAGUGAUACCAGCGGGAACACCUGGCUGACAGCGUUUGUUCUCAAGUCCUUCGGGCAAGCCAGAGCCUACAUGGCCAUCGAGGAGCGGCACAUCACAGACGCGCUGCGCUGGCUGCAGAAGCAGCAGCGGGAGACGGGCUGCUUCCGCAGCGUGGGGAAGCUCUUCAACAACGCCCUGCAGGGUGGUGUCUCGGACGAGCUCUCGCUGUCGGCUUAUGUCACCGCUUCGAUGCUGGAGCUGGGGCUGUCCCCAUUGGACCCGAAGGUGAGCUCAGCCCUGCAAUGCCUGGAGGCUUCGGCCACGGACAACCCCUACACGCAGGCGCUACUCGCCUAUGUCUUUGGGUUGGCGGGGCGUGGGGAGCAGCAGCAAGCCCAGCUACAGAGCCUAGCCCAGCACAGCAUCAGUACAGAGGGGCAGCUCUACUGUACCGCCUCCCAAAUUGUCCGCUGGCUCAGCAAGCAGCAAAACAAAACCCCUGGCUUCGCCUCCACACAGGACACUGUGGUGGCCCUGCAAGCCCUGGCCAAGUAUGCCGGCCUGACAUACGGCAGCAACGGGGACUUCACGGUGACGGUGACAUCCCCGACAGGCGCCGUGCAAGACUUUGCGCUGCGCAACAGCAACCGGCUGGUGCUGCAGCGGGCGGCUCUGCACGAGCUGCCGGGGACAUACGGGGUGCAGGCGCGCGGGCAGGGCUGUGCCCUGGUGCAGGUGACCCUGCGCUAUAACGUGCCACCCCCUCCAAGCACGGGGAUGUUUGACCUCCGUGUGGAGACGGAGCCUGGGGAGUGCAUGGAAAAUGCCAGCACCCGCUUCCGUCUCCUCCUCCGGGCACGAGCCGUGUCCCUCCAGCUGAGGAGGCAGAGGCUGGUGAAGAAGGUGGAGGUGCAGCCCGACCAGGUGACGAUUUACCUGGAGCAGCUGACAGAGACUGAGGAGGCCUUCGCCUUCGCCGCCACGCAGGACUUCCCGGUGAGGAACCUCCAGCCGGCCACCGUGACGCUGUACGACUACUACGAGACGG
Molecule: messenger RNA, 5086 nt
Organism: Eurypyga helias (sunbittern)
Lineage: Eukaryota; Metazoa; Chordata; Aves; Eurypygiformes; Eurypygidae
Product: alpha-2-macroglobulin-like protein 1
Exons: 41
Cellular component (GO): extracellular region
Molecular function (GO): endopeptidase inhibitor activity
Source: RefSeq, a predicted model, not a curated record